This is a messenger RNA of Sinocyclocheilus anshuiensis, 2142 nucleotides long. It is a transcript of the gene txndc5, whose product is annotated as thioredoxin domain containing 5. Lineage: Eukaryota; Metazoa; Chordata; Actinopteri; Cypriniformes; Cyprinidae. The transcript has 10 exons. Gene Ontology annotation, cellular component: endoplasmic reticulum. The record is from RefSeq and is a predicted model, not a curated record. Gene Ontology annotation, biological process: protein folding. Gene Ontology annotation, molecular function: protein disulfide isomerase activity. Bases 127 to 1344 code for a protein of 405 amino acids.
UCCACAGCUCUGCUUGUCGAUGUUAGGAUGUUGUACAUAUCAGCUCUGUCUGUUAGCGGCUCACUCUCUCACACACUCAUUUAAACUCAUAGCUCCGGUCCGCUUCAUUCACAGGCCUGCUCAGUUAUGAACAUGACGCCGUUUUUAGCGAGUUUUAUUUAUUUGGCGCUGUUAUGUAGUAGGAUAUGCUGUGAUAAUGACACAGAAGAGGAUGAGCACGCCAAACACACAUACACGGUGGAGAUGUUCAAUGAUGCCGUCUCUACUGCUCCACACUUCGUCAUGUUCUACGCGCCCUGGUGUGGUCACUGUCAGAGGCUGCAGGGGGCGUGGAAUGAGUUGGCUGAUAAAUAUAACAGUAUGGACACUCCUCCAGUGUAUGUUGUGAAAGUCGACUGCACAAAAGACACAACGUUUUGCUCCAGUGAGCAUGGGAUCCGUGGAUACCCCACUCUGAAGUUGUUUAAACCUGAUCAGGAGGCUGUAAAGUAUCAGGGCCCAAGAGAUCUGCAGGCGCUGGAGAGCUGGAUGCUGAAAACCCUUCAGGAGGAACCUGAAGAACCCCAGACUGAACCCGAGCCUCCCAAAGUCCCUGAACCCAAACAGGGCCUGUAUGAACUCACAGCCACAAACUUCAAAUCACACAUCUCUAAAGGUUCUCACUUUGUGAAGUUCUUUGCACCAUGGUGUGGGCACUGCAAAGCUAUGGCUCCAACAUGGGAACAGCUUGCCACCAGUUUUGAGCAUUCAGACAGUGUCAAGAUCGGCAAGGUGGAUUGCACACAGCACUAUGAGGUGUGUUCAAAUAAUCAGGUUCGUGGUUAUCCCACGCUGCUCUUCUUCACUGAUGGAGAGAAGGUUGAUCAGUACAGAGGAAAGCGUGAUCUGGACUCAUUUAAAGAGUUUGUUGAUAAUCACGUAAAAGCUGCUGAAUCUAAAGAUGAACCUGCGAAAGAGGAGGAGCACGCUCACGAAAUCCCACCUAGCGCUGAACCUGAAAAACAAGAGUCUAAUGUUCUGGUAUUGACUGAGAGCAACUUUGAUGAGACUGUUGCCAAAGGACUCUCCUUCAUCAAGUUCUAUGCUCCAUGGUGUGGUCACUGCAAAAACCUGGCCCCUACCUGGGAGGAUCUAUCUAAAAAGGAGUUUCCUGGUCUGACUGAUGUGAAGAUUGCUAAAGUGGACUGCACCGUGGAGAGAACGCUCUGCAACAGAUACUCUGUGCGUGGAUACCCAACUCUCCUGAUGUUCCGGGCGGGGCAACAGGGGGAGGAGCAUAAUGGAGGGCGGGACUUAGAGAGCUUGCACAAUUUUGUUAUGAAGCAAGCGAGAGAUGAGCUGUAACUCCUCCCUCAUUUUCCAUCUCGCAACACAUCCUCCACAAAGCAACACUAUCUACAUUUACCAUACUGUCAAAUGGACUGCUUUUUCUUCAUUUCUGUCCCUCACCUGCUAAAGUGAGCACAGUCUUUUCCACAUGAUAAAAUGUGAAUGUACACGAUUUCAUCUCUGAUCAGUUGAUGAGAUUAUUAGCGAUUACAACCACAGACUUUUGAUUUUACCCUUUCUCCAUUAAAAUAACAGCAGUAUGAUUUAAACAAUGACACUGUUAAGAUCAUUACAUCAUUUAAGGUGCGUAUUUUGUCAGUUAUAUUUGAGGAAAUUCAGCUUAGUUUGCUAUCAGCUAAGAAAAUAUGACCUCAGGGAGACCAUGUACCAUUUAAAGAAAACAAUGACAUGCACCUGCUGUGAUUUCUGUUUUUUUUUGUUUUUUUUUCUCCAUUCAGUGUAAAAUACUAUAUGAUACACACUUGCAAACAGCACUUUGACCAUGUACUUAAUUAUCAAACCAGGCCAGUCUUAACAAGUUUGAUGGCCAGCAAACCACAUUAGGCUGGUUUAACAUCUUUGGUUAAUUUGUCAUAUAAAGCUUCUUAAUAUUCGUAUAGGCAUAUGAAUGGGGUAAAUACAUUUAGACAUAUCCCCAAUAUUGCCAUUAUGUAAUACUUUUUUGUAAUUUCUCAACACUCAGCAAAGUAAGACAAUGCAAAAUAGAUAAUUUUUUGCUGUAUAAUGACGGUUUAUGGAAAUAUGGUUUACUUACAGUAGAGGCUGUGAAAGGUUGAAGCGUUUAUGGUACAG